AUGACCUCCAUGGAUAUGAACGCAACCCAGUGCACAUCAUGCUCAAUGUUUGUGUUCCUUGAGCAAGUGUUUGAGGGUGAAUACUGUUGUGCAAAGUGUGUGAAAAUGGUUACUCUGGAAGCCCAGAUUCUGGAUUUAGAGAACCGACUGGCAACACUGAGGAGCAUUAAUAACAUGGAGAAGAGUUUGGACUUGACUGAACAGGUGCUGGCAGGAGCCAGGUUAGAGGAGGGUGGUAACAUGGAGGAGCAGGACUCAGAGGUGCUCGGGUUCAGCAUAUUGCGGAUCAGAUGGACAGAUUAUCGGGUGGCGCUGGGGAAGACUCAUACCGUCACAGAUCUAAAUAACCGCAUCUUCAGGAACAUGGACAAGUUCCUUGCUAAACGCCGAACCGGUCAUCGCGGCAAAGGCACUCCUGUCCGGGGUAAGCAACCACAGACUCAGCCCAAGAUGGCCACCACUCCCAACAUGCGGGAUGUUAGCGCCUCCAUGGAGGAAGGCAUGCCGGCACUAUCCGACCACAGCAUGAUAGCAGCAGAAGUGGCCAAACUACUUCGCCCCACUAUACAGGACGCCGUUAACAAGGCGGUAAGCAAGGGCAUACAAUCCCUACGCCAUGAUCUCCUGCAUCAGGCCCAAAGGAUUAUCGAGGCAGAAUCCCGGAUAGCAACCUUAGAGGAAGGAAUGGAUUCUUCAACAUCCCACAUGCAAUCCACUACCAAACAGGUCCAACUCCUAAUAGACAAGGUAGAUGACCUCGAGAAAUCGCUCUCGCCUAAACAACAUAAGGAUCGUAGGCCUACCAGAGUCAUACCGACCAUCGAUGCUGGCGUCUAUCUGCGCUCACAACAUUCCAGAUCUUCUAGGCCAAGACCCAGUGUGCAAGGUGGAACCUCCAAACGGUCAGCACACGGUUCUGAUGCCAGUGUCGAACACCCUCCAGGAGCAGCCCAACCGAGCGAGUACGACGGGAAAAAGGACACAAGAGAGAAAGCAGAUCUAAGUGUUGUAGGGUACACCACAAUAAAGCAGGAGGGGUUUUGUAGCCUGUACAACGAAUGCGGCAGAAAUCCUGAAAUUACCAGCAGCCUGAUCCCACCUAUCAUUCCUUGUUUAUCCAACACUCCAGCCAGGAAGCUCGAUGGAACUCAUCUACGAUAUCUCCAGGAUGUCUGUCCGAUGCUUUACAAUGGAGAUGACAAUACUUAUGCAUGCUGCUCUAUCACCCAGCUGGAGAGUAUCCAGAGGAGCUUUGCAUUAUCUCAGGUCAUUCUAAAUCGAUGUCCAUCUUGUGCCCAAAACUUUGCCAAUAUCCAUUGUCAGAACACUUGUGGCCCAAAUCAAAGUUUAUUCAUCAAUGUCACACGUACAGUUGAUGCCAUUGUAGAUGGGAAGCCUGAGAAAGGUGUGUUGGCCUACGAAUGCUACUACAGGCGAGAAUUUGCAGAAAAAUCAUAUGACUCCUGUAGGAAUGUACGAUUGCCCUCCACAGGGGGUUUUGCCAUUUCUACCAUGUGUGGGAAAUAUGGAGCAGAAUUUUGCUCAGCUCAGCGGUGGUUUGACUUCCAAGGGGAUGUCAGUAAUGGACUGGCACCUUUAGCAAUUCAUUUCAGGUUUUCGGAAAAUGACACUGUGGUUGGUGGUGGCGUGGAACCCCAUAAUAGCAAAGUAUGGAGCUGCAAUGAAGGCCCAGGUAAUGAUCCAGAUAAUGCUUGCACUUGCCAGGACUGCAAAGAGUCAUGUCCUAGCAUCGCUGGACCUAAACCUCUGCCUGACCCAUUUAAGAUAGGAUCAGUUGAUGGGUACUUAGUAAUAAGCAGUGCCCUUUGUGGAAUCUUAAUCUUUUUUUUCAUCAUGUUCCUGAUUAUGACAUGUGCUGUUAAUAGCUGUGGAAAAAAGAAAAGGAAAGAAAUACCACAUAUCAAAUAUUCUGAUCUAAACUGCUCAGAAAAGAUAAGCUUAAAGACUAACCGCUCCAUGGAGAAAGCCUUCCAGUGGUGGGGCACCCGCAUAGCUUCUUACCCUAAGACUGUCAUCUGUGUCUCAUUAGUUCUGGUUGUGGUACUCUCAGCAGGUAUGGCCCUAAUCAAGCUGACUACAAAUCCAGUGGAACUGUGGUCUGCUCCAAACAGCAGGGCAAGACAAGAGAAAGACUUUCAUGAUGCACAUUUUGGACCAUUCUUUAGAACUAACCAGCUAAUUAUCACAGUCAACGAUCGGUCUUCAUACAUCUAUGACUCUCUCUUUUUUGGCCCCCUGAACUUCAGCAGAAUCCUUUCUCCAGAUAUUAUUCUUGAGAUGAUGGACCUUCAGACCAAGCUGCAGAACAUUGCGGUGUGGUCAGAAAAGCAUCAGAAGACUGUGACACUGAAAGAUAUUUGCUAUGCACCCUUAAACCCCUCCAACCCUUCAGACACAGACUGCGCUGUGAACAGUCUGGUGCAAUACUUUCAGAACAACAAGACUCGGUUUAACAUGGAAGUGACACAGACAAUAUCUGGAGAAACGAAAAAAGUGGGGUGGAGGGACCACUUCAUGUACUGCGUCAACUCCCCGCUGUCUUUUAGGGAUGUUACAGAUUUAGAGCUGAGCUGUAUUGCGGAUUAUGGUGCUCCUGUCUUCCCAUUCCUGGCUGUGGGUGGCUAUGAUGACAGUAAAUACUCUGAGUCAGAAGCUCUGAUUCUGACCAUCUCACUGAACAAUUUCGACCGAUCCGACCCCCGGUUUGACUAUGCGAUGCUUUGGGAGGAGGAGUUCCUGAAAGUCUUGAAAGAGUAUCAGAAUGACCCCAACACUAAGUUUACCUUUGCCUAUAUGGCAGAGCGAUCUCUGGAGGAUGAGAUCAGUCGAACCACCACUGAAGAUAUUCCCAUAUUUGCCAUCAGCUAUCUGGUGAUCUUCAUAUAUAUAUCACUGGCCUUGGGGGAGUACAGUAGCUGCCGGAGAGUGCUGGUGGACUCUAAGGUGACCCUGGGCCUUGGUGGAAUUCUGGUUGUCCUCGGAGCCGUAUUGGCAUCAAUGGGUUUUUAUUGCUACCUCGGUGUACCAUCCACGCUCAUCAUUGUUGAGGUUGUGCCCUUCCUGGUUCUGGCAAUUGGAGCAGACAAUAUCUUCAUUUUUGUUCUGGAGCUACAGUUCUAUUAUUCAGACACUGGGAGGGUCCUUGGUUAUGUGGCCCCUAGCAUGUUACUCUGCAGCCUCUCGGAGUCCCUGUGUUUUUUCCUAGGUGCGCUCACACAGAUGCCUGCUGUCCGUACAUUUGCACUGAACGCUGCUCUUGCUAUUCUGUUUGACUUCCUGCUUCAGAUCUCCAUGUUUGUAGCUCUGGUGUCUCUGGACAUGAAACGACAGGAGGCCUCAAGGUUUGACAUCUGUUGCUGUAUCAAGAGCAAUGGUGAGAAGCCAGAGAAGAAAUCUGAGGGGUUGUUGGUGUGGUUCAUGAAGAAGGUGUAUUGCCCCAUCUUACUGAACUCUGUCAGCCGAGUUAUAGUGAUGGUGGUGUUCAUCUUUAUGUUCUGCUGUGGGACUUACUUUAUGAUGCAUUCUCGUGUGGGUCUAAACCAGGAGCUGGCUGUACCUCUGGAUUCCUAUGUGGUGGACUAUUUGAAUCAUCUCAAUGAGUAUUUCGAAGUUGGAGUGCCGACGUACUUUGUCACAACACCUGGUUAUAACUUUUCCAGCCUAGCCGGAAUCAAUGGCAUUUGUUCUAGUGCAGGAUGUGACAAUAAUUCAAUGACGCAGAAGAUACAGUAUGCCACUGACUAUCCCACACGAUCUUACUUAGCUGUCCCAGCAUCCUCCUGGGUCGAUGACUUUGUGGACUGGCUGAAUCCUUCAUCGGACUGCUGUAGAUUGUUACUAAACGGGACCUUCUGCUCUUCUACUAGCACACUACCUGGAUGUAUACGGAGGUGUAUGAGAACUACGAAUGGACCGUUACGACCGACAGUAGACGAUUUUAAUCACUACUUGCCCAUUUUCCUGCAGGAUUAUCCCAAUCUGAGAUGUGCCAAAGGGGGUCUGGGUGCUUAUGACAAUGCUGUCAAGUUCAAUGACCGAGGAGAGAUCAUAGGUAAGAGGGAUCUUCUUCCCAUGUAUGAUGUCACUGGUGUCAUGUUGGUGUUAUUAAAUGGAGUCUAUUUUUUUCCCACAGCCACCCGUUUUAUGGCAUAUCACUCCCCUCUAAAGAACUCUCAGGAGUAUACAGGGGCUCUGAUGCAAGCUAGAGAACUGGCAGCGAACAUCACCGAAUCAUUAAGAAAAGUUCCGGGUACCGACCCUAAUGUAAACGUCUUCCCAUACACGAUUACAUACGUUUUCUAUGAGCAGUACAUGAGCAUUGUUCAGGAAGGUCUCUUCACGCUGGCCCUAUGCCUGCUGCCAACCUUUGCCGUGUGCUGUAUUCUGCUGGGAAUGGACUUACGUUCGGGUCUCAUUAACCUAAUUACCAUUUUCAUGAUCAUCAUAGACACAGUUGGUGUUAUGACCCUGUGGAGCAUUGAUUACAAUGCCAUCUCUCUUAUCAAUCUGGUAACGGCCAUUGGGAUUUCAGUGGAAUUUGUUUCCCACCUUACUCGAUCUUUUGCCAUGAGCAGCAAGCUCACCAAAGUGGAACGGGCAAAAGAAGCCACUAUCUACAUGGGCAGUGCCGUGUUUGCCGGAGUAGCCAUGACUAAUCUCCCAGGGAUCAUUGUUCUGGCCUUCGCGAAAGCUCAGCUCAUCCAGAUCUUCUUCUUCCGCCUAAAUUUAACCAUCACUCUGCUGGGACUUGUACACGGCCUCAUAUUCCUGCCUGUUGCACUCAGCUACUUUGAUGAGAUCAGCUUCUGUGAACGCACUGCACAUGGGGGAAAAGGUUGGCGCCCCCUAGUGGUAGAGCUGCUCGUCCUAAUGGCUGGUCCAUUCCAGUAA
Molecule: messenger RNA, 4911 nt
Organism: Nanorana parkeri
Lineage: Eukaryota; Metazoa; Chordata; Amphibia; Anura; Dicroglossidae
Gene: NPC1L1
Product: NPC1 like intracellular cholesterol transporter 1
Cellular component (GO): membrane
Source: RefSeq, a predicted model, not a curated record